Molecule: messenger RNA, 1430 nt
Organism: Hibiscus syriacus
Lineage: Eukaryota; Viridiplantae; Streptophyta; Magnoliopsida; Malvales; Malvaceae
Product: probable WRKY transcription factor 50
Exons: 3
Coding region: 161-631 (156 amino acids)
Biological process (GO): regulation of DNA-templated transcription
Molecular function (GO): sequence-specific DNA binding; DNA-binding transcription factor activity
Source: RefSeq, a predicted model, not a curated record
CCAAAGAUCUAAUCACUUAGGCAUGUUAUUUCAACAUUAACCAUUGAAGCUUCCUGUAAAUGUCAUAGGAAGGUCAUGGCGAAACCACCUUGCAGCAGAAUAUAGUAUAUGUAUAGCUCUAUACUGCUACCAUUAGACAGCAGUCUCUUAGCUUCUCUAAAUGUCUAACAACAACAGUUUUAGGCUGCCAGGCUCCCCGGAAAGCGCCUAUCAGUCCAAUUUCGAGUUCCCUGACGAGUGGACUUUCGACGGUUGGCUCGAGGAUUAUCCUGAAGCCAUCAUCUCAGGGCCAAUUCAGUUUCCUUUUAAUCAGGACAAUGAAGCUAAUGACUUUGCUGGCACUAGCAGCCUCCUUCGAGUACCUGGGGAAAAUGAAACUGUGAGGGAGAGGAGGGAAGCCAGAGAAAGAUACGCAUUCAAGACCAAGUCCGAGGUCGAGAUAUUGGAUGAUGGAUACCGGUGGAGGAAAUACGGGAAGAAAAUGGUGAAGAACAGCCCGAAUCCGAGGAACUACUAUAGAUGCUCUGUUGAAGUAUGCCCCGUGAAGAAAAGAGUCGAAAGAGAUAAAGACGACCCGAGUUACGUAAUCACAACUUACGAUGGGAUCCACAACCACCGAAGUGCUUCUUGAAUCAAUCGACAAUUCACCUUUAGGAUCUCAGAGCCAACUCCUGCAGAAGGCCAACAUCAAUCUGCAACGAUCGCAUCAUCUGCAUAGAAUAUCGAAAAGUCUCUCUGCAUUUCUAUCCUUGUAGGGUAUCUGUAAGAAAAUCCAAGGACCGGACUUAUCAGAAGAGGUUGUUCGGAUCUGUUCUUUGAACACUUGAUGUAAUAUGUAAUAAUAAUCCGAAAUCAUCAAUAAAAUUAUAGACUUCUUGGUGAGCCAAGUGAUUGCAGCAUUAAGAAACCAUUGCAAGAGAAUAAGAAGGCACAAAAGAAAGCAGAAAACUUUAGCUAUAUGCUUCAUUUAUCAAAUUGAGAUGAAUUGAUUACAUUUGAAUGAAUAUUCAACUGUAAAUUGAUUCUUAUUGGACUGUACAAUCUUUGACAACUUUAGUUGCAGAAAAGUUGGCUGAUACAUGCAUACAAAGUAAACGGUCAAAAUCCACAAUCUACAACAAAAUUCGACAACUUAAUUUAGGAAGAUGACAUUAGGGUUUCGAUAAUGUGGACCCGAAUCUGCCAAUCCUUUCAAACCCGCAAAUGUUUCAUCGACAUUCAGGUUAGACUCCACAGCACGUUCCCAGCAUGCAUUUUUCUCAGCACUGAUGGGUAGAAUUUUACAAUUGCCUUUCACUUUGAAAAUGUUUCCUUUUGGAGUUAGCUGUGCCACUAGCAAGCAUCCAGCGUGUCCCGGACUGUUGCUGUGCUUUGCUACCCCAAAGAUGCUGCUUAUCAGGCUCAGUAUUUAACCCUGCAAGAUGAACUUC